GUAUAUGCUAUCAUAUGCAAUGAGAUUGCGAGAAGUAAUUCCCAAAGUAUCUAUCAAACCUAAGAGACCUUUCGGAAAAGAUGAACUGCGAUUACAGAAAGGAACAACUGUAAGGUAUUUAUUAAAACCGGGUGAAUUAGAAGGAGGACACAUGCAUAGAAAAACUGAUCCAUACUUCUCGUUGCAUAUUUAUAAAAUUGCAAAAGUUAUUGUUGGUAAGAAUCCACCACAACCUGUCUUAUAUUACCUAGAAGACCAGCCCAUUGAAUCUAUCGCUCAUUUGAUGG
Molecule: messenger RNA, 287 nt
Organism: Ambispora leptoticha
Lineage: Eukaryota; Fungi; Glomeromycota; Glomeromycetes; Archaeosporales; Ambisporaceae
Source: the annotation of a GenBank genome assembly